AAUUGUUGUUUCAUUGUUUAAUAAUCACGGUAUUUCAAUAUUCAUACGGUAGCAAUCGACGAAAGCCAAAAUGUCAUCUCGUUUCUCAAAAGCUGAUCUUGGCUCUUUUAGAUUAAUAGAAUGGGUAUUUCGGCUUAAUAAUUUUACGAUCAGUGUUUGGGAUUAAUUAAGUUUUUUUUUUCAAACUGAUUUCUCUUCGGUAUUUAAUGAUAAACAUUCUGUCCGAAUUCGAGCUGCGACGAUGCAAGCGGGUUCGCAUACAGCGUACGCCGGCCUGGAGCGGUCCUUUUGUGUGCGCAUGAAAUCGACACUCACUAAGAGAGGCUGCCAUUUCAAGUCUUCUGGCUACAGGGUUGUCUUGGUGUUGUGUCAUCUUCGGCCGCAGAGCAUCUACACAUCCUCCGCCCCUUCCCUUGGAGGGGCGCAGCUUAAAGGUCAGCCUGUUCUUGGGCUGGUGGGUUUGGCGGUGGCCCUACCUCCGCCAUCUGUGAACGAGGUACGACUUGGCUGCGAUAUGUUCGUAACGCGGGUGAACCUUGAUUUCCGGGUGUCGCACUGCGAGCCUAGGGUGCAGCAGCUGUUAGACUAUAAUGCCGAUGAUCUCACAGGCCGGAGUCUCUAUUCGCUUGUGCACGCUCAAGAUGUUCAACGACUUAGACAGCUACAUAUGGACAUUAUGCAUAAAGGGCAAGCUAUGAGUGGUUAUUAUCGUCUUAUGAACAAAAGUGGAGGCUUCAGUUGGAUCCAGACGUGCGCGACGGUCAUCUGCGCAUCAAAGCAAAGUUCACAGGAGGAACAGAGUAUCAUCUGCGUAAACUACGUUAUCUCGGCGGGGGAAUUCGAUUCGGUAGUGAUGGAUGCGAGCCAACUUCCUGGCUAUCGGGAGCCUUCUCCGCUUAAACGGGAUUGCGGUAGCCCACCCGUUUCACCCCUGCCAAAACCUCAUCAUACGCUCGCUUCGGGAGUUGGCACUUCAGCAACAUUGACUAUGCACCAAAGCAACACGGCCGAUCCUCUACCGUUAAGCACGUUACCGAUAUCGGGCGUGUCCAAGCUGGAACCUGUGAAGGACGUAUCCUGUGACCCUGUAUCGAGUCCACUCACAUACGAGGUAUUGGACGACCCUAAAGCACGCAAAAAAUACAACGGCGGACACAGUGGCGGUAGUGGGAAAAAUCGCAAACGACCAGCCGUGUCUGACUCUCCCGAGGAUGGCGAGAUGAAGGAAAAGAAGGAAAUCUCAGAACUCUCACGGCCGUGGAAGAGUGGUGCUAGCGAUAACAGUAACGUUAAAGAUCUUGAAGACGCUAUGAAGAAGCAUCUUCCACCACCACCUUUACCGUCACAGACUUCGCUGGACGCAAAUAACAGACUGAUGCCUCAGCCUCCGACGAUACAGUGGAUAGGUGCACCUGCGCCUAGCACGCCUCCCAGCGCAACGUCUUCUCUCCUUCGUCAGUUGUAUGUGAACCGUGAAACCGUCAUUCGACAAUCGAAUCAACCAGCUGCUGGCAAUGGCCGUUCGCCCUAUACGCCGUAUGGCGAUGUGGCUCCGGCGGACGCUUACCAUCAUCAUAGUCAUGGAGACUUUAUGUUGCACCAUAAUCCGGCAGGUUUAGGUGCGCCGUAUAAUGGUUACGAAGCCUAUCCACAGGGAAGAGAUAAUUUAGUGCCGGGAAUGAUGACCCCAGUGGCCACGCUCCCUUCAAUGACAUCGAUGACUUCAAUGACAUCUAUGCAGAGACAUGUCCCGUACGAACUACCCCUUCGGCCCCAGGUGUUGGUGCAUCCCAGCCUCGACUAUGCGCCUCCUCCACCCAUUCAUAACGAACCGCAAUUGUAUCAUCACCUAUCAGGCGGCAACCCGUGGUAUCCACAGCCUAAUUAAGGCUGACUCGAAGAACUUGAAUGGCAGUUGCAAUAUCUAACAGAGUGAUCGAUAAAACUAACGAGGACGAAAGCAUCAACCGGACACAAUAAUACCAGCAACGCCGACGUUAACUGUAUUAGGCUAUCUAUCGUAGUUCAGUAACUACAGGACCACGUGUUCUUAAAGCUGUUCGGAAGUGAUAAACAGUAAAAAAAAAAAAACGAUAUGAUUUGUAUCUAUUGAAUAUGCCCUAAGAGAAUCACUCAUCAAUCCGCAAGAAGCAUCAAUUAAUUGAAUCCGGUUUUGGACCGCGCGGAACCAGCGAAUGUUCGAACCACGAGGUUGACUAUCGGACGUGAUGUCACCAAUCUAUACACAUACUAGAUUAGAUAGAUUGAUAUGUAUAAAUAAACAAAAUAGGUGAAGAAGACACGAUGACACACGAACUGUGACGAGGUCUGGUCGCGAAGACUGAAUACUUAGUGCUUAUGAAAAAAACGCGUACAGAACGCGAUUUGAACGCGCCUUAUAUACCGCCUUUGAUGGGCGCGACUGUAACAAAUUGUAUAUACCUGUGAUAGAGUAAUUUAGAGAGAUAAUUCUAUCCAUAAGAAUUAAAUUGUUGAUAAAAUCAACUAGAUGACGAUGAUGCGUCAGUAAUCGAGAAAAGUAAACAACAAUGAAAUAUUAGAGAAAGGGUGGUCAGUUCAAAUAAAAGAAAGAGGUAAAUAAAGUAAAUAUAUAAAUAGCAGAAAAAUUACAAGUGUGGUGUAGUACGGGGCCUGUCACCGCCGUUAAUCAUUGGCGCUCCUGUAAAAAUAAACGAAAUAUCAAUAGUUGAUUGAAAAAAUCGAAUAAAGCAAACAUUAACAUAAUAUAGAUGUAAUAUAUGUCGAUACACACACACACACACACACACACAAAAUGACGACGGUGAUAAUUAUCAUCAUGGCGUUCAAUAAACGUUUGUAUUUAUA
Messenger RNA from Varroa destructor (honeybee mite), 2847 nucleotides. It is a transcript of the gene trh, whose product is annotated as PAS domain-containing protein trachealess. The record is from RefSeq and is a predicted model, not a curated record. NCBI's taxonomy places the organism in Eukaryota, Metazoa, Arthropoda, Arachnida, Mesostigmata, Varroidae. Gene Ontology annotation, molecular function: DNA-binding transcription factor activity, RNA polymerase II-specific; protein dimerization activity; RNA polymerase II transcription regulatory region sequence-specific DNA binding. Gene Ontology annotation, biological process: regulation of transcription by RNA polymerase II.